This is a messenger RNA of Sphenostylis stenocarpa, 723 nucleotides long. The record is from the annotation of a GenBank genome assembly. NCBI's taxonomy places the organism in Eukaryota, Viridiplantae, Streptophyta, Magnoliopsida, Fabales, Fabaceae.
AUGUUGGGAAAGGAGCAUGGUCUAAAUCUCAAGGAAACUGAGCUUUGCCUCGGUUUGCCUGGUGGUGGUGGUAGCGGAGGCGGUGGUGGUGGCGGUGGCUCUGAGGUGGAAACUCCAAGGGCCACUGGGAAGAGAGGGUUCUCUGAGACAGUUGAUCUGAAGCUUAAUCUUCAGGCCAAGGAAGAUCUGAAUGAGAAUCUGAAGAAUGCCUCAAAGGAGAAGACCCUCAAGGAUCCUACCAAGCCACCGGCUAAGGCUCAAGUGGUUGGUUGGCCACCAGUGAGGUCAUACAGGAAGAACAUGAUGACACAGAAGGUUAACACUGAGGAAGGAGCUGAGAAGACAACAAGCAGCACUGCUUCCGGGGCAUUUGUCAAAGUUUCCAUGGAUGGAGCACCUUACCUUCGCAAGGUGGACCUCACAAUGUACAAAAGCUACAAAGAGUUAUCUGAUGCCUUGGCCAAAAUGUUCAGCUCCUUCACCAUGGAUAACUAUGGGGCCCAAGGAAUGAUAGACUUCAUGAAUGAGAGCAAGUUGAUGGAUCUUCUUAACAGCUCUGAGUAUGUGCCAACCUAUGAAGAUAAGGAUGGUGACUGGAUGCUCGUGGGUGAUGUCCCAUGGGAGAUGUUUGUGGAGUCAUGCAAGCGUCUGCGAAUAAUGAAAGGAUCAGAAGCAAUUGGGCUUGCGCCAAGAGCAAUGGAAAAAUGCAAAAGCAGAAGCUGA